Molecule: messenger RNA, 3882 nt
Organism: Myripristis murdjan (pinecone soldierfish)
Lineage: Eukaryota; Metazoa; Chordata; Actinopteri; Holocentriformes; Holocentridae
Gene: hadhaa
Product: hydroxyacyl-CoA dehydrogenase trifunctional multienzyme complex subunit alpha a
Exons: 21
Coding region: 35-2326 (763 amino acids)
Biological process (GO): fatty acid beta-oxidation
Cellular component (GO): mitochondrion; mitochondrial fatty acid beta-oxidation multienzyme complex
Molecular function (GO): NAD+ binding; enoyl-CoA hydratase activity; long-chain (3S)-3-hydroxyacyl-CoA dehydrogenase (NAD+) activity
Source: RefSeq, a predicted model, not a curated record
UCCGUCUGUGGGUUUUAAAUUUCAGGUGGUAGAGAUGGCAGGGGUUCGCGCAGCCGGAGUUUUUUCCAGAUUUGCAAACAGCAAAUACUCCCUAUUAUCAGGUCAUGCCAGCCGAAGUCUUUCAGUUUCUUCCUCUGUGGCAGCUCGAACUCACGUCAGCUACGAGCUCAAGGAUGAUGUGGCAGUUAUACGGCUCAAUGAUCCAACAUCCAAGGUGAACACACUGUCGGUGCAGAUGCAGGCUGAACUGACGGAGGUGAUGGGGGAGGUUUGGUCAAAUGGAGCAGUGAAAAGUGCUGUCUUCAUCUCUACCAAGCCUGGCUGCUUCAUUGCCGGGGCAGAUAUCAAUAUGAUCCAGGCCUGCAAGAGUAGUGAGGAGGUAACCAGCUUGUCCCGGGAAGGUCAGAAGAUGUUUGAGAAGAUUGAAAAAUCUCCCAUUCCCAUCGUUGCUGCCAUCAACGGCUCCUGCCUGGGUGGAGGCCUGGAGUUUGCGAUAGCAUGCCAGUACAGAGUUGCCACCAAGAGCCGGAAAACCAUACUGGGUACACCAGAGGUCAUGCUGGGCCUGCUGCCUGGAGCAGGAGGCACCCAGAGACUGCCGAAGAUGGUGGGUCUACCUGGAGCAUUUGACAUGAUGUUGACAGGAAGGAAUAUUAGGGCUGAUAAAGCCAAGAAGAUGGGCCUGGUGCACCAGCUUGUGGACCCUCUGGGUCCUGGUCUGAAGCCUGCCGAAGAGAGAACCAUUGAAUACCUGGAGGAAGUGGCAGUGGGGGUGGCUAAAGGAAUUGCCAACAAGAAGGUUUCCCUUACAAAGGAAAAGGGCUUCAUGCAAAAGCUGCAGGACACAGUGAUGGGCCUCGGUCCAGUGAGGAAGCAGAUCUACAAGACCGUCAGUGAUAAGGUCCAGAAACAGACCAAAGGACUCUACCCUGCUCCUGUCAAAAUCAUCGAGAGCAUCCAGGCUGGAGUGGAGCAGGGCGGAGAGGCAGGCUAUGUGGCUGAAGCUACGAACUUUGGGAAGCUGGCGAUGACAUCAGAGUCCAGGGCUCUGAUUGGUCUUUAUCAGGGUCAAGUGAUCUGUAAGAAAAACCACUAUGGGACCCCGGAGAAGGAAGUGAAGAAGCUGGCCAUCCUGGGCGCAGGUCUGAUGGGGGCAGGUAUAGCCCAGGUGUCCGUGGAUAAAGGCCUGACCACCAUCCUAAAAGACACCGCCGUUGAUGGUAUUAGUAGAGGAGAACAACAGGUCUACAAAGGACUCAACGACAAAGUGAAGAAGAAGGCCUUGACAUCAUUUGCUCGUGACACAAUCCUGUCCAACCUCUCAGCCCAGCUGGACUACUCUAGCUUCAAGUCUGCCGACAUGGUGAUCGAGGCCGUGUUUGAGGACAUCAACAUCAAACACAAAGUCCUCAAAGAGGUGGAAGCGGUGAUCCCUCCCCACUGUAUUUUUGCCUCCAACACCUCAGCUUUGCCCAUCAAGGACAUUGCGGCUGCCAGCAAACGCCCCGAGAAGGUGAUUGGCAUGCACUACUUCUCCCCGGUGGACAAGAUGCAGUUGCUCGAGAUCAUCACCACAGAUAAGACAUCUAAAGAUACCACGGCCUCGGCUGUCAGUGUGGGCCUCAAACAGGGCAAAAUCAUCAUUGUCGUCGGGGAUGGUCCAGGGUUUUACACCACUCGCUGCCUGGCUCCCAUGUUGGCAGAAGCUGUCAGAGUGCUCCAGGAAGGUGUGGGGCCAAAGAGGCUGGACGCCCUGACAACAAGCUUCGGUUUCCCGGUUGGUGCUGCAACACUGGCUGAUGAAGUUGGUAUUGAUGUAGCGGCACAUGUAGCCGAGGAUCUAGGUAAAGCUUUUGGCUCUCGUUUUGGAGGAGGAAACGUGGACGUUCUCAAGACCAUGGUGGAGAAAGGCUUCAAAGGUCGUAAAUCUGGUAAAGGCUGCUAUAUUUAUGGAAAGGGCAAGAAAGACAAAAGUGUGAAUCCUGACGCAGAAGAAAUCCUGAAGAAAUACAAACUGGCAGCUCAUCCCGCUAUUUCAACAGACUCAGACAUCCAGUACCGUCUGGUUUCUCGCUUUGUUAAUGAGGCAGUUCUGUGUCUGCAAGAGAACAUUCUGAGAAACCCCGUGGAGGGAGACAUUGGAGCAGUGUUUGGACUUGGUUUCCCUCCCUGCUUGGGUGGUCCGUUCAGGUUUGUGGAUUCGUUUGGGGCAGAGCGUCUGGUGGGCAUCAUGAAGCGCUUCGAGGACAUUUAUGGAAAUCAGUUCACACCCUGCCAGCUGCUACUGGACCACGCCAAGAACCCCAGCAAGAAGUUCCACAAAUGAUUCAGCUCCACCUCUGCCAUAACAACCCUCAACCCUCAGAGAGAGAGAGAGAGACCACAUCCUACAGGGUCUGGCUUCACUGUUGUUGCUUAAGAGUAGAGUAUGAUUUGGAAGGCUUUAGUUUGUGGCCUACACAUUUUUCUGAUGGUUGAUUUGCCAUGUGCAUAUUCAUUUCCUGCAUACAAAACUCACAUUUGUUGUUUUUCAGACUUUUUUUUUUAUUAUGGACCCCACCACAGUUCUGGGCAAGAUACACCCAUAACUACUGUGAUUAGCCAUUAAAUUUGUUGGCUGGUUGCCCAUUUGCUGAAACAGGCGUGACAUAAGCCCUCACCCAAUCAUAACCUUAACCUUAUUCACUUGGGCAUAUCUUGGCCAGAACUCUGGUGGACUUCAUAAUAGCGAGGCAGUGUUUGGUUAUAAUGGUGUUUCUUCUGUGCAUAUCAUACAUUUUUUUAAUAAGGUUCCCAUUGGUCCUGAAAUUUUUGGAAUGUAAUAGAAUUUAGAGAGGUGUGUUCCACCCAGUGAAAGUCGCCAAAUCUGACAAGAAGUCAGUGAAUAUCAGGGAACUGUACAAAUGGGUCACUUUACAGAAAUAUACCAGAAUGUACUUAACAACUUGUUUUGCACAUUUGUUGCAAUAGCUGGUGGUUUUCAGCACAACUUGCAAACCAGACUGAUCUCCCCUUUAGAAAAACAACAUUAACAAACCAGGAAGGAAGAGAGAACAUUUUCAGCUCAUGGAAGCACUCUGAAAUUUGCCAUGGAAAAAUCAUGGAAUUGGGACCACAUUUGGAUCAGUGUAACAGCUAAAGGUGUUAAGUGUUGGUGACUUUGGUAUCUAUACUGUUAAAUAAUUUGGUGAUUUGGCUAAAGCGUGAUAUUGAAAUCAUGAUGGUGCUCCAGCGUUCCUUCUGGUUUAUGCCCAGCCCCCCUCAGCCUACCCUAAAUACAGAAGACCUUCUGGGUCAAGUGGAUUGAUUUCGCUUGAAACAAACAAUAUGCGAACUGUAGGGUACUGGACAACAUGUUUUUUUUAUGUUAUUUAUUUAACAGUUCACUUUUACUUAACCUGCCUCACUCUGCUGGCUAUGUAAGAGUCACAGCUGCAGUCAGUCCAUCUUCAUUUUUGGGAAUUCAGAAAAUUUGUCUAUCUUCAGAAUUGGAAUGUUUAACAAUUUUUGGUACAUAGCCGAAAAAUGUUUGUUAAGUUAAGAAAUUUCCCAUUCAUUUUUCCUAAUAUUAUCUGUUGGCCUAUCAUAUGUUCAUGAUUCAUCUCAUAGUUGAGAUCAAAGUGUAUAAACCUUUAUGUCUGGAUUUUCUGGAAUGUUUAUGGAGAAAGUGAAGGCAAACUUGGCUUCCAGAAUCAGGGUAUGUUUCAUCUCUGUAUGUAGAUGAUUAUACCUGAAGUAACUACUGAGGUCUGUAUGGCCUUUUGCACUAUCUUGUCUCUCUGAUAACUGUGUCUUGCGGAUGUAGUCUAUGUUAUCAUUGUCUUUGAAUGCAAUAACUGCGGUGCUGUAUCUAGCCUUAUCUGCAAUAAACCUCACAGCCUC